Messenger RNA from Pieris macdunnoughi, 921 nucleotides. The record is from the annotation of a GenBank genome assembly. Lineage: Eukaryota; Metazoa; Arthropoda; Insecta; Lepidoptera; Pieridae.
AUGAUAUCAAAAAGGCUUCUUCAUUUAGCCCAACUCGGUGCUGUGGGUUUAACUGGUUACUUAAUCGGCCAGAAGAAAUGUUUUGGAAAAGAUCAAACCGUGGUUUUAAAUGGCAAAACUUUGACUAGUUUGCCUGGGUUGCCUAUAUUUGGCACAGUUUCAGCUGCUACACCAUACGUUGAGAGUGGUGGUGCUAAGGAUAGGAUUUCAGAAAUUAUGAAAUAUGGAUUUCCUAGCUUAGAUAAUGUUAGAUCUUAUGAUGAUUUUGUUUUGUCAUAUGACAGACGUAAUAGAGUACCACAUUGGGUCUUUGAACACAUAACAAAAGAUCAUAUAUCAAAAAACAAUGCAGUUGAUAGGAGUAAAUGUGAUUUUAAACCAGAUGAGAGUAUUCACCCUUUCUUCAGAUCUCAUAAUAUGGACUACAAAGGUUCAGGAUUUGAUCGUGGCCACAUGGCAGCUGCUGGUAAUCACCGUUUAGCUCAAAGACAUGUGGAUCAGACUUUCUACCUCACUAAUAUGGCCCCACAGGUUGGACAAGGCUUCAAUAGAGAUUCAUGGAAUAGACUUGAAAAACAUGUGAGAAAAUUGACUAAGGUUUACAAUAAUGUCUACUGUUGUACAGGUCCACUUUAUUUACCAAGAAAGGACAUAGAUGGCAAGUCAUAUGUUAAGUACCAAGUGAUUGGUACCAACUCCGUCGCGGUGCCAACUCACUUCUACAAAGUGGUCGUAUGUGAGGCAGGAGAUGGCGCCUUGCAUAUGGAAUCCUAUGUGAUGCCCAAUCAACGGCUACCAGAUGAGACCCCCGUGUCUUCUUACAUGGUACCGCCAGAGACGAUAGAAAAGGCAGCUGGGUUGCUAUUUUUUGACAAAAUACAUCGGAGUAAGCUUACGACAAUUAAUGGGAAGAAAGUUUAA